AUGGGUGCGGCGAAGGCAUUGUCGCUUCGUUGGACGCUUCCUCCGGCGGCCCUGCUGGCAUUGAGCAGCGGGGUGCUUCACAAGAGUGGAGACCGUGCUCACCCUGAUCGACAGACCAACUUCUCGACUUCGGCGAGACUCUCUGCGGACAGUGGGAAAUCGUCAUCAGACAAACCAGGCAAAACCAACACCCUCUUCGGCUCCGACGAUGGCUCUCCCAAUGGUGACCAGGCCUCAAUAUGGAUGAACAUCCUUCAGAAGUUCGAUGGUGUGAAACAAUCCGUCGGCACACCGGAUUGGAUCGAGAUCGACGCCAUUAAGAAUUACAUCAUACCAGACUGGGCUCGCUUGCUCCCUGCCACCGUUCAAAAGCUCCAACGGGAGCUCUCUAUGGCCCCUGGUUCUCUCGCCGAUGACAUCUGGAGAGAGGCCCAUGAUCCCUACAUUCAUCCCGAGAUCGCACGGGAGGCACGAGUCCGUGUGGGGGACACUCUGUGUGAUGAGGAGGUGGAUUUCCGGCAGAAAAGGCAAAGACACGCGGUCCGAGCCCUCGCAUCCUACCUAGGCAUCCCCGAAGAGGACAUCCACCCAGAGGAUGUUCCAAUUAUCGCCAUGUGCGGUUCUGGAGGCGGUCUGCGUGCCCUUGUGGCUGGAACGGGCUCGUAUCUGGCCGCCCAGGAAGCUGGUCUAUGGGAUUGUACUACGUAUACUGCUGGGGUGAGUGGCAGCUGCUGGCUUCAGACGCUGUACCAUUCCUCAAUUACUGGACGCGACUUCAAUCGAAUGGUCGAUCAUCUGAAGAGCAGACUGGGCGUCCACAUGGCAUUCCCCCCGAAGGCGUUGAAAUUGCUUACAACCGCCCCAACGAAUAAGUACCUCCUGGCUGGAUUGGUUGAGAAACUCAAAGGCGACCCGGGAGCAGAUUUUGGGCUGGUGGAUAUCUAUGGCAUGCUUCUCGCUGCCCGGCUACUUGUGCCAAAAGGAGAGCUCGGCGUGUCGGAUAUGGACCUGAAGUUGUCUCAUCAAACGCAUAAUCUCUUAAACGGAGCGCACCCCCUUCCGAUUUAUACAGCCGUCCGCCAUGAGAUCCCUAUGGUGCAUAAUGACGAAGAAGGCAAGCCAGUUCCUGAAAAACGGAUGAGGCAAUCCCAGCGCGAGGCGUGGUUUCAAUGGUUCGAAUUUACGCCCUACGAGUUCUUUUGCGAGGAGCUCGGCGCAGGCAUACCGACGUGGGCUCUAGGGAGACAUUUCUAUGGAGGCAGGAACACCAUUUUGCCGGACCAUUCCCCGAUUCCUGAGUUGCGCGUUCCCGGCCUGAUGGGCAUCUGGGGCAGCGCUUUCUGUGCAACACUCUCCCACUAUUACAAGGAAAUCCGUCCAUUGGUCAAGGGAAUCGCAGGCUUUGGCGGUAUAGACUCUUUGAUCCAAGGCAAGACAAAAGACCUGAUCCGAGUACACCCCAUCGAUCCCGCAGCGAUCCCGAAUUAUGUGCGUGGAAUGGAAGAUGUGUUGCCGCCCUCUUGCCCCGAGUCCAUCUUCCAAGACGACCACCUGCGUCUCAUGGAUGCCGGCAUGAGCAACAAUCUUCCGAUCUACCCUCUUCUGCGACCCGGAAGAGACGUGGACAUUAUCGUUUCCUUUGACGCAUCAGCCGAUAUCAAACAGGAGAACUGGCUUUCCGUUGUCGACGGAUACGCGCGGCAACGCGGCAUUAAAGGCUGGCCUGUUGGAGCAGGCUGGCCGAAGGAGGAUGACCACCUCAAGGUGACAGAGGAAACUCUGCGGGAGCCGCAAAACAUCAGCGAAACUGCGAUAAACCAGAAGGUGAAAGAAGCCCAGGAGAUGAACAAGAAGUCAGACGGUGCUGUGGCCGGCCAAGAGGGAAAGGAGCGACCUGCAAACAACACAGACUUGGACUACUGCAAUGUCUGGGUCGGCACAACGGAAGAAAUGGUCUCGGGCAAGGAACCGCCGCCAUCCAAGCGUCUCUUCCAUCCCGCAGGCGACCAGUCUGAAUCCGAGUUCCAUCUGAUGCGUCCCGAAGCCGGGAUCGCCGUCGUCUACUUCCCUCUUCUACCGAACCCAUCCGCUCCAGAACUGCCCCCAACCUCCGCCAUGUCCAAGUCUCGCGCACCCUCCCGACACUCGGAAAUCACCUCGUCCACUAACGCCUCUGAAUCCGCCGCGGACCUGGCCCCUCACCCGGGCUCCAUCAACCCUGACGUGGAUGACUUCCUCUCGACCUGGAACUUCAUCUAUACCCCCGAACAAAUCGACGCUGUGGUCGGCCUGGCCAAAGCAAAUUUCGCACAAGGCGAGGAACAGGUGAAGCGCGUGGUGAGGGCUGUCUACGAGCGCAAGAAGAAUGACCGUCUGCGACGAGAGGCGGAAGCGGCCCGACAACGCAUGGAGGGGUUUGUGCCGUUGUGA
Messenger RNA from Aspergillus terreus NIH2624, 2430 nucleotides. Its product is annotated as putative phospholipase A2 (PlaA). Gene Ontology annotation, cellular component: cytosol. Gene Ontology annotation, molecular function: A2-type glycerophospholipase activity. The transcript has a single exon. Gene Ontology annotation, biological process: glycerophospholipid catabolic process. The record is from RefSeq and is a predicted model, not a curated record. NCBI's taxonomy places the organism in Eukaryota, Fungi, Ascomycota, Eurotiomycetes, Eurotiales, Aspergillaceae. The coding region runs from base 1 to 2430 and encodes 809 amino acids.